AUGACGCUCAUCAAAUUCUCUUCCCUCGACAAUGAGAGAAAAACCAACCCAACUCUCAAAGGCCACAAACUCGUCUUCAUCACUCCCUGGGAACCAACCCCAGACUACAUCGAUUCUCUCCAGAAACAGUUUCCCGACUUGGUCAUCGAAUGCCACAAGUCCGAAUGGAGGGCCCCAGGAACCGGAGCAGGGGAGUCUCCUUUCCCCAUCGAACAGUGGAAAGACGUCACCAUCGCCUUGACUUUUACCUAUCUCCCGCAACCCAAAGAUGCGCCCAAGCUGCAGUAUGUCCAGCUAAUCAGCGCCGGAGCGAACCAUAUCCUGGAUCAUCCGCUUUUCAAAGAGACCGAGGUCGAGUUUUGUACUGCUAAUGGUGUUCAUGGGCCCCAAAUCUCCGAAUGGCUCCUCCUCACCUACCUCGCCUUCAACCACCAUCUCCCCCACUACCUCGCCCUCCAACAACAAGCCCACUGGUCCCGCGCCAAGUCCGAUUCCAUCCAGGACGCCACCGCCAAAACCAUCGGUAUCCUCGGCUACGGCGCCAUCGGCAGACAAACUGCCCGUCUCGCCGUCGCCAUGGGCAUGCGCGUCCACGCUUUCACGCUGCAUCCGCGCCCGACGCCCGAAUCCCGCAAAGACCGAAGCUGGGCCCCCUCCGGAAUGGGCGAUCCCGACGGCGUAUUUCCCUCUAAAUGGUUCUCUGGAUCUACCAAGGAGGACUUACAUACCUUUUUACGCAGCGGGUUAGAUCUCCUGGUGGUAUCCACCCCUUUGACGCCAGGGACGAAGCACUUACUGGGUAAAGAGGAGUUUGAAGUUUUGUACAAGGCUUCGCCUACUGUUAAGGUCGUGGAUGAAGAGACGGGAAAACUGGAAGAAAGGGGGAGGACUUUCGUGUCAAAUAUUGCGAGGGGCCCGGUGGUGGAUACGGAUGAACUGAUUGAGGCGCUGGAAAAGGGGUGGAUUAGGGGCGCGGCGUUGGAUGUUACGGACCCGGAGCCACUGCCGGAUGGACAUAGGCUUUGGAGCACGAGGAACGUGAUUGUUACGCCGCAUGUGAGUGGGGCGAGUACGAGGUAUAAUGAAAGGGUGUUGGCGAUUCUGGAGGAGAAUCUGGGGAGGGUGGGGAGGGGGGAGAGGUUGGUUAAUGGGGUUAGCAAAGAGAAAACAAGAAAGAUCUUGGUUGCCAGCCCAAGCAGUGGAACUUGA
Molecule: messenger RNA, 1209 nt
Organism: Neurospora hispaniola
Lineage: Eukaryota; Fungi; Ascomycota; Sordariomycetes; Sordariales; Sordariaceae
Exons: 3
Coding region: 1-1209 (402 amino acids)
Molecular function (GO): NAD binding
Source: RefSeq, a predicted model, not a curated record